AUGAACGAAAUUACAAUCCCAUGUUCUAAUUGCAAACAACCUAUAGCUGAAUCAAAACAUAUGCUUCAUGAAACAUAUUGUCUACGUAAUAAUAUAAAAUGUCCGAAAUGUGGAGUAUUUUACGAUAAAAAUGAUCCAGAUAGUCAUGAGGAGGAAUACCAUAAAAAAGAAAAAUGUUAAUAUUGUUCCUUUGAAACUGAAGAUUUGAAAAAACAUAAAUGCUUUAAGAAACCAAAAUAAUGCAUGCAUUGCGAUCUCUCCUUCCCAGCUGAUUAGUUAUUUUAACAUGAGAAUCAAUGUGGAAGUAGAACAUAAAAAUGCGAUAUCUGCAAUAGUUAUAUAAUAAUGAGGGACUACCCAACUCAUCUAAUGACUUGUACUCCUAAACCAAAGCCUGACUCCACUUAAGUAUAGAAAAAGCCAACCACUUAAGAAAUUUUUGAUAAACCAAAUUAUGACAGGUCCAAAAUAGAUGAUAGAAUUGAUCAAUAGAAAUUUAUUAGCAAAAAGGAAACACCCCAAUAAAAUACCUCGAACCAAGUCUCAUCCAAAUAAUAAGUUCAACAACAAUAACAAUAAUAAUAAUAAUAAUAGCAACAAACCAGAAUUGCAGGAUCUGGAUACAAAUAUGGAUAGGCAGCUGGUGAGUCCAAGACUUCUUAUCAACUAAAAGACGAAGACAAAAAUAGAUAAAAGGAUACAAUUAGACCUCCGUCUUCUAAUAAUUCAACAGGUUCCAGACCUCAGGCUUAAAUCGCGACAUAAGGAACAUAACCUAAAUAACAAUAAUAUAAUGCUACGUAUAAUCAAAGAUAAUAGAAUUCCACAAAAAAAGAAGAGACAACACAAUUUGAUAAUCAAUAUGAAAGACAAUCCCAACAAUCCUAACCACAACCAUAAUAAUAGUAAAAGUAAUCAACUCAAGCUUAGAAAAGUUUGGAGAGUUACAAAUAUUCUUAAAAUGAUAAACCACAAUUUUAGAGUUAAAAUAAUAAUAAUCCUGGUUUAAGAAGACCAGAUACAGCAAUAGCAAGAGAAUUCUAAAAAUAAAUAGAGUUGGAAGAGGAAUUUGGGAUAAGUCCAGAAGAGUAUUUAGAAUAACAAAUAUUUAAUACAAUGCCAAUAAAUGGAAAGACAGAGAAAAUUCAGCCUGUCAAAAAAACACCACCUCCUUAAUCUGUAAUACCAGCAAGGGUUCCUCAGAAUUAUGACAGCAAGGAAUUCGAUUUCGAUUUCUACGAUAUUUCGGAGGAAGAAAAACUUGCAUAAUAAUAAAUAAUGGAAAGUUUAAAGGAUAAUAAGAAAAAACGCUGA
Paramecium tetraurelia is the source of this 1314-nucleotide messenger RNA. RefSeq lists its product as uncharacterized. The record is from RefSeq and is a predicted model, not a curated record. The transcript has 3 exons. Lineage: Eukaryota; Ciliophora; Oligohymenophorea; Peniculida; Parameciidae.